UCAUGUGACUUGUACGUCAUGCCGUUCAAGAUCAAGUCUAUUCCAGACACGACCGCGACAGGCUGGCAAACAAUAUGUUAGCGGUGACUGGCAGGAGAGCGGUGCCGUGGGGACUCGGGGCAGGCUGGGCCCCGGGGGCGCUGCUGCUGCGACAGAUCAGCGCUUUACCAAACUAUUCUCUCCCUAAAGAGGUAAAGAUAGUGGAAGUGGGACCUAGGGAUGGACUGCAGAAUGAAAAGGCUAUUGUUCCAACUGAAGUUAAAAUCCAGCUGAUCAAUAUGUUAUCCGACUCUGGGCUACAAGCAAUAGAAGCGACGAGCUUUGUGUCUCCAAAAUGGGUUCCGCAGAUGGCGGAUCAUAUCACUAUCAUGCAUGGAAUAAAGAGGUUCCCCAAUGUCAGCUACCCAGUGUUGACCCCAAAUCUCGCAGGAUUCCAGAAGGCGGUUGAAUGUGGUGCCAAAGAAGUAGCCAUAUUUGGUGCAGCUUCUGAGCUUUUCAGUAAGAAGAAUAUUAACUGCACCAUAGAAGAAAGUUUGCAGAGAUUCCAGGCAGUGACAGAGGCAGCUAAAGAAGCAAAUAUACCUGUACGAGGGUAUGUGUCGUGUGUUCUUGGUUGCCCAUAUGAAGGAAAAGUGUCUCCUAGUAAAGUGGCAGAGGUGGCACACAAGAUGUUUUCCAUGGGUUGCUAUGAGAUCUCCCUAGGGGACACUAUUGGAGUUGGAACACCUGGCAGCAUGCGUGAAAUGUUGACCACGGUUCUGGAUGUAGUUCCUGCCAAGGCGCUAGCCGUUCACUGUCAUGAUACGUAUGGGCAGGCUCUGGCAAACAUACUCGUGGCUCUGCAGUUGGGAGUGCAGGUGGUGGAUUCCUCUAUUGCAGGUUUAGGUGGGUGUCCUUAUGCACAAGGAGCUUCUGGGAAUGUAGCCACGGAAGAUGUCGUUUACAUGUUACAAGGCCUAGGCAUCCACACAGGCAUUGAUUUAAAGAAGCUUACAGAAGCUGGGGCCUUCAUCUGCAAAGCUCUGGGACGAAAGAGCAGUUCUAAAGUGGCGCAAGCAAUGUGCAAACUAUAAGAUUAAACCCAUGGAGGGUGCACAAUGUCCCCUCUAAACAUCAGGGCUUUUCUGUUUUUUUUGAGAUCUGUUUCUAAUGGAUCAGCGGAUGGAUUUCCAAAAAAAGAAAAAACCUUUCUUUGUUCAAGAACGCACACAUGUGAUUACAGGAGCGGCUCUUGCUUUUUUUGUGCGGUUUAUAAUGUUUUACAGAUCUGUUAAUGAUCCCAAUGGGAUAAUGUGUGUGUUUGAGAGUAAUUAUACUAAAAGUAUUAAAUGGAGGCACACAAGAAACCCUCUACCAGCAAGUUCUGCCUGUGAAAAUGCAAACUUUGUUUCCACGUUCUCCUGCUGAUCAUUGAUCUGCUUGACUGUUGUCGUACAUAUUUUUAUUUCUACCCAUUCGUCACACCAGUCUGUGAUAACCAGGCGCACUGCAGGAUGCUAUUACUAAUUCAUAACGAGGCAUACCCUAAGUCAUCAAUUAGACGCAGCAUCCUGCACUCCGUGCGCCUAUACUGAUAUCUCUGAUACAGCAGAAAACUGGCGUAAAAGAUUUCUUUUUCUGGGAAUGUAGUGAGGCUGGUGGAGAAAUGCCACUUGCGCAUAUAAAAAGAUGCAAAUGUGCACCACAUCUAUCAGCCAUGUUUCAUCUCUGCAGAGUUUACCACACAGAGAUCUUAGGUUUCUCACUUUUUCAUCAUCCUCCCCCUCCUGAUGCCCCAACAUUGUUAUCCUGCUGCUAUCUCCAGUACUGUGCACGCUGUGCUCCCCAAUGCCCACAAACGCUAUACUGCAAAAAUAAUCAUGCCAUACAGAUAAUUCCCCAUAGUAAUAGUCCUCCCCAAAGUCCUAUUAAUAGUAAUAAUUCUUUCCCAUAGUGCCCACAAUAGCAAUUAUUACUCCCCAAAAGUGUCCCCAUAUAGUAGCAAUGCCCUUCAUAUUGUGUACUAUAAUGCCCACUGUACAAUAGUGCCCCCUGUAAUGCUUUGCGCCCCCCCCCCUCCCGUAGUGCCCACACAUAUUAACCCGUAGGAUACCAGCGCCGUACAUGUACGGCGCUGGAAACUGGGACAGAAAUCCCAGCGCUAUACAUGUACUGCGGGCUGAUCGGGCGGGUGCAGGAGCUGCGCCCGCCCGAUCAGCUGCAGGGGUCCGGCAUUCACUGAUAGCCGGACCCCUGCUGUAUGCGCCAGCAUCGGUGAAAACACAGAUGCCGGCGCAUUAACCCUUACACUGCUGGGGUCAGCGCUGACCGCGGCACAUACGGGAUCCUGCUGGGUGCGGGGUGGCCAUAGGGUCC
This is a messenger RNA of Bufo bufo (common toad), 2355 nucleotides long. Its product is annotated as hydroxymethylglutaryl-CoA lyase, mitochondrial-like. The transcript has 9 exons. The record is from RefSeq and is a predicted model, not a curated record. Gene Ontology annotation, molecular function: hydroxymethylglutaryl-CoA lyase activity. Lineage: Eukaryota; Metazoa; Chordata; Amphibia; Anura; Bufonidae. Gene Ontology annotation, biological process: ketone body biosynthetic process; L-leucine catabolic process. The coding region runs from base 75 to 1073 and encodes 332 amino acids.